This is a messenger RNA of Gorilla gorilla gorilla (western lowland gorilla), 690 nucleotides long. Its product is annotated as protein FAM83G. The transcript has 4 exons. The record is from RefSeq and is a predicted model, not a curated record. Gene Ontology annotation, cellular component: nucleus; cytosol. NCBI's taxonomy places the organism in Eukaryota, Metazoa, Chordata, Mammalia, Primates, Hominidae. Gene Ontology annotation, molecular function: protein kinase binding. The coding region runs from base 229 to 534 and encodes 101 amino acids. Gene Ontology annotation, biological process: BMP signaling pathway.
UGCAGUCUCCAUCGCUGUCGCUGCCACAACCACAGGAAGUGAGCCACAGAGCCACGCCAUCUACAGGCUCCAACCUCCAGCUCACCACAGCCCAGGGAUGCAGGGGAGGUCCCAGCAAGUGGCCACGCCAGCUGCUGCCCUUCUCCCCUGGCCAUUGACACAUCUGGUUCACCUCAGCAUCCCUAGGUGUUAUGAGGAGGGCAGAGUGUAGCCAGCCCUGGCCUGGGAAUGCACCAACAUGGGGUCCCUGCUGUGGUCAUGGACAUGUUCACCCAUGUGGACAUCUUCAAAGACCUGCUGGACGCCGGCUUCAAGAGGAAAGCAGCUUUGUACAUCAUCGUGGACGAGAGUAAAGUCAAGUACGUUCUGCAUAUGUGUGAGCGGACCCGCAUGCACCUGGGGCACCUCAAGGCAUCCUCUGAAGAUCUUGAAAUGUAUCCCCUAUGGAUAAAGGAGGACUACUAUAUUCUCAAUGGAUUUUGCAAGAAGAAAAUUAAUCAUUCACAAAAUAUUUUAACCUUAGAAUUUAAAUAAAUGUGUAUAUUCUCUACAAGUUAAACACAAAUAUUGUAAUAACCUAUGGCCACUUUUUCUUAUUUUUAUGCCAUUUGAGUAAUGACUGGUAUUGAUUUGCUGAGGUUCAAAUUUCGAAUUCUAGUUUUUCUUAAACAUGACUUAUAUUAAUAAGAA